This is a messenger RNA of Cutaneotrichosporon cavernicola, 894 nucleotides long. RefSeq lists its product as uncharacterized. Bases 1 to 894 code for a protein of 297 amino acids. The record is from RefSeq and is a predicted model, not a curated record. Gene Ontology annotation, molecular function: peroxidase activity; heme binding. The transcript has 4 exons. Lineage: Eukaryota; Fungi; Basidiomycota; Tremellomycetes; Trichosporonales; Trichosporonaceae. Gene Ontology annotation, biological process: cellular response to oxidative stress; response to reactive oxygen species; hydrogen peroxide catabolic process.
AUGUCUGUCGCUCCCGGUGAUUACGACGGUAUCCGCAAGCAGAUCAAGGCGAUCCUCAAGCAGCCUGGCUACGACGACGGCUCUGCUGGCCCCAUCUUCGUCCGUCUCGCAUGGCACGCAUCGGGCACCUACUCUGUCAACCCCGGUAACGGCGGUUCCAACGGUGCCGGUAUGCGUUUCGCACCCGAGUCUUCCGACGGCGCCAACGACGGCCUCGAGCACGCCCGCGCCUUCCUCGAACCCAUCAAGGCCGCCAACCCAUGGAUCUCUUACGCCGACCUGUGGACUCUCGCUGGCGUCACGUCGGUCGAGGCACUCGGAGGACCAAAGGUCCCCUGGACGCCGGGGCGUACCGACUUCCCAACUAAGGUUGAGGCCAACACUCGCGGCGACAUUGAGAACCGCCUCCCCGACGCCUCACAGGGCGCCCAGCACCUCCGCGACGUCUUCUACCGCAUGGGCUUCAACGACCAGGAGAUUGUCGCCCUCAGCGGCGCUCACAACCUCGGCCGCUGCCACUCGGACCGUUCAGGCUUCGACGGCCAGUGGGUCGUCAACCCAACCCGCUUCUCCAACCAGUUCUUCAAGCUCCUCCUGACCCGCAAGUGGGUGCCUAAGAAGUGGGACGGCCCAUUCCAGUAUGAGACCAUUGUUGCCGGCACGCCUGUCAUGGCCCUGCCGACGGACAUGGUGCUCGUCGAGGACCCCGCGUUCCGCGUCUGGGCUGAGAAGUACGCCAAGGACCAGAAGCUCUUCUUUGAGCACUUUGCCGCUGCGUUCGGCAAGCUCAUUGAGCUCGGCGUUUCCCGGGACGGCAAGGGCGUCGCUCUUGUUGCGGGCGCAACGGGGGGUUGCCCCUUCGCCCACCUCGCGCGCGACCGGGCUCGCCUCUAA